Molecule: messenger RNA, 1305 nt
Organism: Stereum hirsutum FP-91666 SS1
Lineage: Eukaryota; Fungi; Basidiomycota; Agaricomycetes; Russulales; Stereaceae
Product: UAA-domain-containing protein
Exons: 7
Coding region: 1-1305 (434 amino acids)
Biological process (GO): transmembrane transport
Cellular component (GO): endoplasmic reticulum membrane; Golgi membrane
Molecular function (GO): UDP-N-acetylglucosamine transmembrane transporter activity
Source: RefSeq, a predicted model, not a curated record
AUGGUGUCGUUGGUGUUCGGAGGAUGUUGCACGAAUGUGUGGGCUUAUGAACGACUGUUGAAGAUGGAGUCUCGCGUCGGCUCCUUCCUGACCUUCGCCCAAAUGACAUUCAUAACCCUCCAACAACUUCCCUCCUUCUUCACCCUCUCUUCCAAAACGUCACUUCCGGUCCCGAGGCUCAAACCGCGUCAAGUACCGCUGCAUCAAUGGGCCCUCCAAGUGAUCGUGUUCGCUGCGGGGUCGUUAUUGAAUAAUUUGGUGUAUGCGUAUAAUGUGCCGUUGACGGUGCAGAUCGUGUUCAGGUCGGCUGGUGAGUGCUCGUUUCUCUGUCUCGGAGUGUCAAUGUUGUUCGGACGAUUCUUCAUGAAGAAACAGUAUUCGCUAUGGCAAGUCAUUGCGGUAUCACUCGUCUCCAUCGGCGUCGUCCUCGCCACACUCUCCCGACCUACCUCCUCCAAGUCUAAGUCCUCAAACUCGGACUCAACAACGGACGCGGAAGAAAAUGUGCCUCAGUACUUCGUAGGCAUUGCUAUGCUUACCGCUUCGCUCGUCUGCACGGGUAUACUGGGUAUGUUACAGGAGAGGACGUAUAAGAAAUAUGGUCCUUGCUGGAGGGAGGGGGUCUUCUAUACGCAUGCUCUCUCUCUUCCGAUGUUUCUCUUCUUUAUCCCACAGAUCAGACACGGUCUUCAUAGUCUGAACACCUACGGAAGCCCCAAAUCACCAGACUUGCCGCUGGUGCCGUCCCUUGUCGCGGAAUGGAUACCCGUCCCACUGCCAUAUAUAAUUCUCUCCGCGAACCUGCUGUCGCAACUCGUCUGCGUGUCCGGUGUGAAUCUGCUUUCGUCCCGCGUCUCGUCCGUAAGCACCCAAGUCGUGCUCACCACCCGCAAAGCCAUCUCUCUCUGCUUCAGCGUCUGGUGGUUCGGGAACGGCUGGAACGCGCAGUUGGGACUGGGCGCGCUCAUGGUCUUCGUUGGUUCGUUCUGGUAUACCGUCGUCGCUUCUCCGCCUCCGCCCCCGUCUGCUUCUCCAAGUCCGCCCUCGUCUGCUUCUCCAUCUCCGCCUCCGUCUGCUUCUCCACGUCCGCCCCCUGCUGCUUCUUCAGUGAAGCAUAUGACGGAGGGGGACGCGGAGACGAAGGAGGGAACUAAUGGGCGCUCGACGGCGUUGGAAGACGGGGACGGGGAUGGGGCGAAAGAAAGAGAGAGGAAGGAGGCGAGGAAGACGAGGAGGUCGAGGCCUAUGCAGAGGGUGGAGCGUGAGGACCUUCAGAGUAAUGCGGGGGAUAGGAAGGAGAGGUAG